This is a messenger RNA of Trichomonas vaginalis G3, 1158 nucleotides long. Its product is annotated as recruitment of 3'-end processing factors to RNA polymerase II holoenzyme complex. The transcript has a single exon. The record is from RefSeq and is a predicted model, not a curated record. Gene Ontology annotation, cellular component: Cdc73/Paf1 complex. Bases 1 to 1158 code for a protein of 385 amino acids. Gene Ontology annotation, biological process: positive regulation of transcription elongation by RNA polymerase II; transcription elongation by RNA polymerase II. Gene Ontology annotation, molecular function: RNA polymerase II complex binding. Lineage: Eukaryota; Parabasalia; Trichomonadida; Trichomonadidae.
AUGAGUUCUUUAGGUCCACUCCAACUCCUUCGUAAAUGGAUUGAAGAGCACAAAACCAUUGAUGACUCCGACCCUGGAUUUAUAAGUGUCGAUGGAGAAAAGAUUGAUUUAGAAUCGGAAGCUAAUUAUACUCCAAAGAAAGGCUCGAAGUUAUCAAUGCGAACAGUUUAUCUCUCAUUAACCACGGAUCGUUUCGUGGACUAUGUUAAGCAAUGCCAAGCUGCUAAAAUUAACUUUAUGAAUUUCCCCGAUUAUAAAGCUAUUACAAGCUACUUACAUUCCAAAUCUGAUGUCCUCGAAGGCCUUAUUACCGAUAACAAGGAAGAAGAGGCUCAGCCAGCAGAAGAACAACAAGUUCCUGUUGCUCCAGUUGUUGAGACUCAAGUUCCUCAGCCAGUUCAACAAGAAGUUAGGCCAGAACCUGUUGUUGUUGAAUCUUCUCAAACAAAUAAGAUUCAUGAUGACUUCCAAAAGAGAGCUUCUGAAAAAACUGGCGAACAAGUCGAAUACGACAUUUUAAGACCAAUUGAUUCAGUUUUACUUAACGAAAAAGACUUCUCAGAAAUGAUUACUCAUACAAAUUCAAUCGUAAACUAUCAGCAGCAGAACCGAGAUAAUCAAUACGAUUCUUCAGCUUCUUCUCUUAUUGAUGCAAACCAAUCAAGAAUUUUCAAGAAGCCAAUCAUAUUGGUACCAAAGACAAGCCAAUGCGCUCUCAACAAUACGAAUAUCAAGCAAUUUUUGGUAGAAAACAUUUGGAGCGAACCAGAUGAAGGAGGCGAAAACCACUUCGUUAUUAAUCACCCCCAUACUGUUACUGGUAAGAUUAUUGACUUCGAUGUCGUUGCAGAUCCAAAGUUAUUGAAAUUAGAAGAUUGGAAGUACGUUGUUGCUAUUUUCAUCAGUGGUUUCAAGUGGGAACUCAACGAUUUCCAUGCAGAUGAUGAUAACAGACAACACGACGUCAGUAAAUUGUUCCAAAGAUAUCUCGGCAUUUACGUUUGUUUCGAUAACGAUCAGAACUACUCUACAGUUCAGAACUGGAAAGUUAAGAUUUACCAGAUCUCUCACGCCCAGAGUUUCCUUCAAUCUCAGGUUGCAAACAAGAUUUGGCAGGAAAUUGAAAAUAACUAUCGUAAGAUCUAUCACAAACAGUAA